This is a messenger RNA of Paramormyrops kingsleyae, 1373 nucleotides long. Lineage: Eukaryota; Metazoa; Chordata; Actinopteri; Osteoglossiformes; Mormyridae. The record is from RefSeq and is a predicted model, not a curated record.
ACCCUUGCGGGGCCGACGACACAGCCGAUCCGGAGUCAGUCUCCGGAUGUUUGCACGCUGCAUCCGCAUCAAAGCUAACCGGCAGGUUAAUAAUCGAGUGAGCUGGCCUGGUGAAAGGCGGCCGGCUCGUGCUGAAUCCGGCCGUGUGCGCGAGCCCGGGUGGGAACCAGAGCGGAGACCCGGCGCUGAUCGCGCGACGCGGCGAGUGCGUGACACGGAAAGUGCUGGAAAGAAUCCAUCAUUGUGGCCGGACGGCGACGCGGAGCGACAGCCGGCUAAGAUAAGGCGGGGGGACCGCGUGUUAUUCCUCACUUUCAGAAUACGGUUUUAGUUGGCGCUUGAUUGACACGCUUAAUUCAGUUCGCAGGUGGCCAUCAAACUGAAGCGUUGCUUCUCUUCUGUUUGGCAUGCAGCUGUGCAAGCAGCUAUAAGCGGUAGGGCACAAUGAACGGACAGCUGGACCUCAGCGGGAAGCUGAUCAUCAAGGCGCAGCUGGGCGAUGACAUCCGGCGCAUCCCCAUCCACAACGAGGACAUCACAUACGACGAGCUGCUGCUCAUGAUGCAGCGGGUUUUCCGUGGGAAGCUGCAGAGUUCCGAUGAGGUCACAAUCAAGUACAAAGAUGAAGACGAUGACCUCAUCACCAUUUUUGACAGCUCCGAUCUCUCCUUCGCUAUCCAGUGCAGCAGGAUACUCAAGCUCACAGUCUUUGUGAACGGACAGCCCAGGCCCCUGGAGACCAACCAGGUGCAGUUCCUCCGCCAUGAGGUGUUCCAGCUGAGGGACAAAGUGAACCACAUGCUAGGCAGCCUGGAGCCCCCUGUGGAGCCGCCCCCCCCCCUCAGCACCCCCGAUUGUGAUAGGCGGGAGGGUAAGACCGCAGCCCCAGAACCCACCACGAAGCAUCCUGUCCCUGUCACUGCUGUGAGCAUGUCAGCCUUUGACCCUCUGAAGAACCAGGAUGAAGUUAGUAAGAAAGUUAUCUCCUCCUUUGGGCUCUCUGAAGACCAGGCUUCAGGAGCCCACACUGGUCUGCCUGAGGAACAUUCUGGAACUGCAGACACGGCGGCAUCAGCCACACAGCAGCCCGUCGUGCCCCAUCUCCUAUGCAGCAGUCCAGCAGCCUUCUGCAGCUACUAUGGAUGGUCAGGUGUACCAGCAGUACCAAGCCCCGGGUGGAUACCCUCCCCCGCCGCUGUAUGGGGUGCAGAACCCAGAAGGCUGCACCUCCCAGCCAGCUCACCAUAGGCAGCAGCAGUACAUGAGUUACGCUGCCCCCACAUCCCAAACUGUAACCCCCACCCCUGCAGCAGGAUUCACAGGGCAGUCCCAUGCCCUUCCUCAAGCAGGCCUUCAGUGUCCCCCCGGAGCCC